GUUACCUAUAAAUGUAUGUAUGUAACAUUAUAAAUCCUUUUAUCUGUUAAUCACGACCACGUGACCACGUGACUAAGCUAUGGGUUUUUUGGGGUUUCUCGUGCACGCGCUCCAUCCUGAGAGAGUGGGGUCGGGAGCGCGCGUCAGAGCUCAACAGCUGCACAGUGAGCAGUGUGGAGGAGGAGGAGGAGGACUCUACAAGUAGAGCAAAUAUGAUUCACAUUCAAACAAUUGAAUAGGUGAGCUCUCCGACACCAGUUGAACGCGUGUACUCUCUCUGUGUGAGUGAAAUGAAGAAGAAGAAGCAACUCACAUCAAACUACCUCUUCGCUCAGCCGUAGUAUCAGUGUCACUAUCAUUAAUCCGGAAACUCUCAGCCUUUCUGGUUCCUAAUCUGGACAGUGUGUACAGCGUUGUUCCGCUUUCAGAGGACAAUGCCGACUCACUCGUUGUCACCGUUUGUGGAGAGCCCAGAUGGACUUGCCCAAGAUAUCCUUAUUGGCAACAAUGCAAGUGUCCCAGGACCCGGCUCUAGCAUGACACCACACGCCACCUACACGGAAAAGGCUGUGUUGCAAUCUGGAGGAAGUGGGCUGCUGUCUUGCAUGUUCUGUGAUCAGACUUUUAUUCAUCAGGAUGAGCUAGGACCCCACGUAUUAACACAGCACCCCACCACUUUCUUUGAACCGGCCGUGCUUCGUGUCGAAGCAGAAUUCAGGAUCCCAGGAGAGAGACCCCGGCCCAAACAGAGCAGCGUCCCUAUUGCAAAAGAGGAGGUUCCCAGCUGCAUUGUGUGUGGUCAGGUGUCGCAAGAUGCCAGUGAGCUGGAGGCCCACAUGAGGAAGCACAAGGACUACUUCACUUUCUGCUGUAACGUCUGCGGACGGCGGUUCAGAGAGCCGUGGUUCCUCAAGAACCACAUGAAGAAGCACGCAAAAACAGGAGCUAAGAGCAGGGCCCAGCAAGAACUGGAGGUCACGGUCAACGGCGUUGUCCAAGACCCUGCUUCAGAGCCCGUCGUUACUGUUUACAAAAUGUGCAUGGUUUGUGGGUUUUUCUUCCCCGACCAUGACAGUUUGGCCGAACAUAGUAAAGUACAUAAUCGCGAGGUGGAGCCAAGCAAACAUAAAGACGAGGAGAAAAUGGACAUCAACACUGAAUCCCACGCCAAGCAGGAAACAUUUCUUCAUGGUCUAAACCUUGUGCCUCGCUCUUCAGUAAGUAGUUUGCAACAGGAGAGAUCAUCAAAAUGGAUUCCCCAGCUGGAUCCCUUCAACACAUAUCAGUCUUGGCAACUCGCUACAAAGGGCAAGAUAGCAGUCGGUCUGAAUAAUAUUAAAGAUAUUGGCCAGGAAGCCAGCACAGACAAUUCGGAAUGCGGCUCUGAUAAGGAGGAGUUGAGUAAUAUUUGGUUUGAGGGACAAGGAGACAAGGCUACGAAAGAGGUCCUUGUGAAGGAGCCCCGGCCUCAGCAGCAGCAGGCUGUAGUACAGAACGCAGCGCCGCGGCGGAGGUCUCUGAUGCAAAAAAAUAAGGACAAAGAGAGGCCGACUACUUGUGAGGACUGUCAGAGGACCUUCAGGACCUACCACCAGUUAGUGCUCCACUCCAGGGUCCACAAGCGUGAGAGAGGUGGCGAAGAGAGUCCAACUUCCUCUGUCGAAGGGAAGUUGUCAACAGCAGGUUCGCUUGAGAAUGCAGAGGAAGGCUGUGAGGAGGGAUUGGAGGAGGCAGCACUGACAGAAAACCUGGGUCUAGGUGAAGAUGGUUUGGAUCGAUCAAAAACCAGAUCGAAAGCAUGCACCUACUGUGGCAAAUCAUUCCGAUCAAGCUAUUACCUCACAGUUCAUCUGAGGACUCACACAGGUGAAAAGCCGUUCAAGUGUGUUUACUGCGACUACGCUGCGGCCCAGAAGACUUCACUGAAGUAUCACCUGGAACGGCGUCACAAGGACAAACCCUUCGUGGACAUUCCCAGCAGACCCGUGCCUUUAGUGCCCUCUCCUAACGAUGGAAAACUCGGAAAUGACAAUGAAACCCCUGCUCCGAACAGAUCCAAAAUCUGGGCUCCUGGAGCCAGAUCGUGCACCAACGGAACACCAGAGGACAGAUUUGACAGCAGAGCUAGUACCGGCAAACCACUCAUCCAGAUGAAUGCUGAGUAUGAGAAAUUAAUUGCUAGGUCCGCUUACUCCCCGACUGAUGAUGUGGUCGUAAAGUGCCCCGUACCUGUUAACCUGAAGAUGGAAAGGGAGGAGAUAAAAGACGAGAACUCCGAGGGCCCAUUAAAUCUGUCCUUAAAAGUGUCUCUCUCCAUCUCCGCCAGUGCAGAACCCAGAAACGCAUUAAUUUCAAUCGCCUGUUCGUUUUGUGCAUAUAAAACCAUGUACCCAGAGGUUCUGAUAAUGCACAAAAAGCUCACUCAUAAAGACAAGUCGGACAGCACAAAAAAGAACGGAUUCGGCAGUUUGAAAGAAAAACGUUUCACGGGUUGCCCCCCUGCGCUCGACGGGAAAGACGUCCCCCCGCUUCCUAUGAUUGACCGGCGCCACCCUCGUCGAACCAAGUCCCCACCCCCCCAACCUGCAAAAUCACAAGAGAAGACCGCUAUUAAACCACCUCCUGCUCCGAAGUGGUCUCCUAUCUAUGCACCCGUACACGAUGCUGCCCAGGAGACCCAGCGCUACACACAUAACCCUGACACACAUCCCAGUCAGGAACCUUCCAGGUACACGGAGCUCAUGAGGAGGAAACCCAACAUGGGCAGCAAGUACGCCGUGGACCGCCCAGGCCCUCUGGACAGAGUGGGGAUCGGCGAGAGGAGUUACCCAGCUAGAAGCGGUGUCAUUUGGCACUCGGACGCCGCCAGGCUGUGCCUGUCCAGCCGAUUCGGGAGCCUCCCCCAGAUGGAUUUUGGCGAACCUUCCAGCAAGAGAUUAAAGUACACGUUUCCCACAGGCAGGGAGGCUGACGGCGGCGAGAAGUCUGGCUUUAGAGGACCAGCAGGGAAUGUGUCCAACAGACUGCUCAUCUCAGGGAGAAACGUGAAAGGCGCGUCACAAAUGUCGGGUCAACCCGCAGUUUCUGAAGCCUUGGGUUCUUUGAAGGCUACGUCUACAGCUAUGGGAGGAGGCUUGGACUCCGAGUGGAGCAUGAUGAACCUCCUGCGCUCAUGCACACCCAGCGACCUGGCGUCUCUCUAUCACAGCGCACCAGCCAACCCCAGUCAUGGAGGACUAGCCAACCCGAGAGCAGGGGGCAGAACUGUGCUGUACCAACACUUGCCCACUCUGCCCAGCCUUCAGAGGAGAGACCUCUCAGGCCCUUUCCCUAAUCAACGCUAUGGGACCACUGACAAAAGUACCUAAAGUGGCACCAAGGUAAAAGGUUGAAACACAUUGUUUUGAAUUACAUACAAUACCUUUUUUUUUUCCUAAUUUUCAAACCCUGACCAGAAUCUGUCACCUGGUACUUGAUAUAAAUGAAUCAAGUCAAAUUUGAAAAUAUAAAAAAAAAGUUUUUCUUCUCUCUAGAUUUGAACUGUAUUGCUCCCUUAUUUUGGAGAACUUGUCAGAGAAUUUGUUCAGUAUACUGAUUUAAAGAGAGAUGGUUUGUGCUAAAAAAAAGUGUCUAGGCUCCCCUUAAUUUAAUGUUUUUUCAAUAGAGGGGAAAUUGUGUUGCGUAGACUUUUCACGGCUGAGGCCUUUAUUUUCUUUUUUUGAAUGAAUGUUAUUCCACCGGUGUGCACUGUGAUGAUUUGUUUCCAUUCAAAACUGUUACUUGACCCACAGUAAAUGUUCAGCUAUCUGUAAGUGUCUAUGACAUAACAGUAAACUUUGUAUGUGGGGUAACGUAAAUAUAUCUGUAAGCUUUCAGUACAUACAAAUAUAUAGAAAGAAAGAAAUGUAAUUUGUGUGAAAAAUUGCUGCUCUGUUCACUUCCUGUUUAUGUCCAGGCAGUCAUUAAGAACUAUUCUAUUAUUAUUUUUUUCCCUUUCCAAGGCACUGAAGGGUUGGGAUUUUUCUGUUUAAUAACUUGACGGCUUCGGCCCAGUGGUUUACAAAAGGGCCACAGUAACAAGUCCUGUGUACGUUCAAGUGGUCUACCUCACGUUGUGCUCUCGACGCUGUUAUUUUUGUAAAGCUGCUGUAGCCAUCAUGUCAGCUGAGCCUCGGUACCUAGUUGUCUGUCGACGAGAUGUUUUGAGUUGUAGUAUAACUACAACUGGCGUCACAUGAAACACAAACUGAUCUGUUGAUACAGAACUACUGCUAAGGCCUUAUCGACCUGUGGCGCACGAUUAACUGUAACACAAUGUGGGUUGCAGAGUUCUUUGAUAUACUUUGUAUUUACAAGCCCAGUUUUAAACACAGAAGAGAUUUUGUGGUUUAAUUUGUCCUUUUGAAAUGGCUGUCGUCUGCUUUAGCGGUGCCUCAAAUCCAUAAGCUGUACCAAAUUCCAUGAGUUCUGUUUGUGUAUUAGACGGUCACGCUGUAUAUUAUUUGGACUGCACAUUCAGUCACUUUCCAGGAGUUUUGCUUUUUACCAUGCAGAGUCUUGAAAGUGUUAUUUAGUUUCAGUGGUCAGUCCCGGCGGGUCAUCAAGUGGUCUUUUUAGAUGCGACUGUGUAGUUUGGAGAGAAAAAAAUACAGAAGCAGCUAUGUUGAUUAAUGGCUUGAUUAAUUACACACUGUGAACAAAAAGUCUCAGGUUAACUCAUUUACGAGCUAUUUAGUCUUUCGUGUAAUUUUGUAUUUUUGCCACUUUAAAAGGCCUUUGGGUUAAGUUAUUUCUUUUUUUUUUUUUGUUUUCUUUGGUAUUCACAUUACAUGUGUACUUAUGUAAAAAAAAUGAAAAUAUUGUUUGAGAUUUGUAUGACACAUUUCAAGAAUAAAGUGAGGCGAAAAAGC
Molecule: messenger RNA, 4910 nt
Organism: Sebastes umbrosus (honeycomb rockfish)
Lineage: Eukaryota; Metazoa; Chordata; Actinopteri; Perciformes; Sebastidae
Gene: znf217
Product: zinc finger protein 217
Exons: 5
Coding region: 435-3368 (977 amino acids)
Biological process (GO): regulation of DNA-templated transcription
Cellular component (GO): nucleus
Molecular function (GO): DNA-binding transcription factor activity, RNA polymerase II-specific; RNA polymerase II cis-regulatory region sequence-specific DNA binding
Source: RefSeq, a predicted model, not a curated record